AAGACCCACGGUUUGUCAAUGGACGUGAUGAUCGAUUUAAAUAUAUUGGGAAUUUAAAUGACAAAACUGCAACUCUCCAGUUAUCCAAUGUUACACUGAAGGAUGAAGGCAGCUACAUGUGCAUCUUCACCUUGUUUCCCAGUGGAAAUCAGAAGACUGAAAUACCUCUAAAAGUUUUUGUGCCUCCUUUCACAAACAUCACAGACAAUCUUCCCACUUUGGGCAAAGAAGAGGUUUUAUUUGCUACCUGCAAGGCUGCUGGCUCGAAGCCUCCUGCAGAGGUGAGGUGGCUCACUGGUACAUUGGCAGACAAAGUGAGGAUGACAACAAAUUCCACCCAGUAUGACAAUGGUACAACUACCACAGUCAGCUCUCUGUUUGGUGUUCCUAUGAGAGAGAUUAAUGGUCACCAGGUCCAGUGUGUCAUCAGCAGUGACUCCCUGUCUACAAAGGAAACCCUGCCCUUCACCAUACAGGUCUACUUCUCUCCCACAGAAGUGAACGUCAGACGGAUUUCAGAGGACACAUUUGAGUGUGUGGCAGCAGCCAAUCCAGAAGCUAAAUAUGACUGGAACAGAUCUGGCCAGUCUUUGCCACAACCUGGUGUCAAAGUAGAGGGUGCGAAGCUACAACUGCUGAGUCUGACCUCUGAUCUAAAUGGCCUCUAUCAGUGUGAAGCAUCUAACACAUAUGGAAGUAAACACAGUCAGCUCUAUGUGCAUGUGGCAUCAGGAACAUGUUCUGCUGCUUGGACUUUAUUUGGCCUUUUGUUUUUCCUGAAUGUCAUUGCAGCUGCACUUUGGUGUUAUUCGAAAUCUGGAUAUUCUCAAAAGAGACGUCGUCUAGUUUUAAAAGAUUCUAAAAAUGGGACAAAUGGCGAAGCAGAAAUGCUCGCAGCAAAGACAUCUCAGCUGGCAGAUGCGGAAAGCAAAAAUGGACAAUACAGUACCUGUACUGAGGGGACCACCAAUGUGUCAUUGCAGACUGGUUAAUGAACAGAUAAGGAACAGGCUAAAGUGAUGGUGAUGGGGAUGGAUGUUUGUCUUUGUAGCAACUUCUUGAAAGCCUUAAAUCAUUGAAGUGUGUUGUUUGCCUUGUUUUAAAUGUAACCAGCUUUAAGUUUCUGUGUUUGAUUUACGUUUUUUUUUUCUUUUCUGAAAUUUCAACACUGCAUUUUUUUGUUUUGUAAUUGUCUUUAUGAUGUGUUACAUUGCUCAUGUUUUUACCUCUUUUUUUAAUGAAUUGUAAUUGCAUUAAUAUUAUAAGAACCUGUUCCUCAGUACACAUAUUUUUAGUGUGUAUACCACACCUGUUAUCCAUGAUAUAUCUAUCAAGUCUCCUGCCACUCCUAAUUCACGUGAGCAGUGUUUUGACUACAUUCAUUUCACAAGUCUACACAGCUUCUCUGUAGCUUUGGCUUACUCAUAAUAGGUUUGACCAGAAGAAUGAUUACAGUGAUCAACUGAUUGUGUUAUCAAACGAAAUAUCUCAGAAGUGCUGCGUACGACAGAGGAGUAACGUAGCAUUGUUCCAGUGAAGGCUCCUGUGCAAACAAAACUUAGAAACUUUGUCAUACAACUUUGAACUGCAGUGGGGGGGGGGGGUUUGAGACUGAGUUACCUAACGUGUUUCAAUACUGUCUACUACACAGGAGAAAAGGAAAAAAACCUCACACUCUAUUUUCAUAAAUUCUUUAUUCUUUCAAGUAACAUACCAACAUUAUUACCUUGGGAACUGUGUUUUAAUCAUUUAAUAUUAAGCUGAAUAUGCUUUUGAAGCUGCUGAAAGCAGAAGGGGAUCCAACAUGGUACUAGUGAUGCAUAUCUAAUAAUUUAGCCAGUGGUUGUGAGUCUAUAAAAAGUAUAAAUAGAGCUAGAUAAAUUCAGACUGUUCUUGGCGGACGAAUCAGUGUUAAUUAAAGAAGAUUCUAUCCAGCCCCUGGAAGUUUAAUGGCAACCUCUAUCUCACUGCUAACAGAAACUGCUUUCAGGCACAAUCGAUGUUUUUUUUUUUGUUUUGUUUUUUUUAAACUGACUGAAUAAACUGAAGAGCUUAUUUGGAAAAAAUGCUCUUGGAGAAUGUACAAUUUUAGUCAAACUGGAAAGUCAGGAUGUCUCAAACUCUACUUUUUUGUUUUCACAAGUUACUGUUUUAUGUUAUGAAUCCAUGAUUUUUGACUUUAAUUGCAAAAAUAAAAAA
This is a messenger RNA of Pelmatolapia mariae (spotted tilapia), 2199 nucleotides long. Its product is annotated as nectin-4-like. The transcript is spliced from 8 exons. The coding region runs from base 117 to 992 and encodes 291 amino acids. The record is from RefSeq and is a predicted model, not a curated record. Lineage: Eukaryota; Metazoa; Chordata; Actinopteri; Cichliformes; Cichlidae. Gene Ontology annotation, cellular component: adherens junction. Gene Ontology annotation, biological process: homophilic cell-cell adhesion; heterophilic cell-cell adhesion.